This is a messenger RNA of Annulohypoxylon truncatum, 1137 nucleotides long. RefSeq lists its product as uncharacterized. The record is from RefSeq and is a predicted model, not a curated record. The transcript has a single exon. Bases 326 to 910 code for a protein of 194 amino acids. NCBI's taxonomy places the organism in Eukaryota, Fungi, Ascomycota, Sordariomycetes, Xylariales, Hypoxylaceae.
AGAAAGCCUAUAGCUGUUUAAUUAUCAGGAAUCAGCCCGUAUCAAAGAAAAUAACUCAUGGCAGAUUUUAGGGCCACCUGCAUCUCCUAUUGGUAGCCUUCUAGUCAACGUCUGCAAGAGUCAGCCAUGCCCGUUCUAGCUGAAGGGAGAUGCAGACGCAUUUCCGUAUACCGAACGACGUACAGAGAAAUACAGUUAUUCCGGCAGCUUCUAAUCUCAGUCAGAUUCCAUCUUGUGUCGUACAAUAGACGCCCCAUAUGUUCGUCUGAGCUGGCCACCCUGGCGCUGACACACGUCACUAAGGUUCACGAUUUGUAGCCGUAGUAUGAACUUCGUCCAACAUACCACACACAUACACAAUUCCAAUAAUAACAAUCAUAAACUUUGGUGCCUAAUAGUUCAUACUUCUUACCAUCACUUCUUUGGAGCUCCCCACCACAAGAUCAACCCCAGCUCUUCCUUACCUAGUAUGGCGAUGUAUCCGUGCCCGCCCUACUACUCCGGCAACUAUGCUUAUUACUUUCCUCCCGUGCAGCCGCCCCUAGCCUACGUAUUGGCCAAUCACUUUGGUCCAUACGGGAAAGGCCCGGUUUCCGCAGCCGGCAUGCAAUUCUUGAACUGCGUUGCCCCGAACCUCAGGCCUCUUCCACAGCCAUACACGCCUUACGGCAUGCCAUAUGGUUAUAUACCACCUCCGCCGCCGCCUCCACCACCAUCAUAUCCUACCCCCCCUCCUCCACCGCCGCCGAGGGAUCCGCCAAGAGGUUCGUCAGCGGGGGCGGUGGUAGACGUACGGUGCCACUACGACGGCGAAAAGCAUUAUCAUCAUAAACCAUAUUAUCACGAGUGUUGCGGUGGGCACUGCACUUCCCGUAAGAAAGCCUGGCGUAGGCAUCAUUGGGCAGAAUGAGUGUAGUUUGGAAGAUUGGUCCGUUCUAGGGCGAGGUUGCCUGUAUAGGUAUCGUUCAUUUAGAAGUAUGUGAGGUGACGGUGAUUAUCCGACAUAAUGGAGUACGGCUGGACUGUGUAUUAGAUUGAGCGAGGUUGGGAAAAUAUCAGGAUGAAUAAUGAAUUACGAUUGGCUAUAAUAAUGGACCUAGUAGAAUAUUAGAGCUAGGAAUUGAAUCAUGAGGCGUA